GGCGCCCGGUGUGGGCGCCGGGACCGGAGUUGUGCGGGCCGAACCAUGGCGGCAGCAGCGACGGCUUCGUCUGAGUCUCACUUGGAAGAUUUGAAAUCAAACCCGCAGAGCUGCCGCGACAGCGAUUCUGACAGCGGCCAGGGCAGCUGCGAAACGGGCUCUCCUGGUCACCCCGGCAAGGGGACCGCGGCCCUCGAGGACCGAGAUUCAGAGGAAGAGAUUUUUGUAAGUAAAAAGGCAAAAAGCAAAAGGUUGCUUCAAGACAGUGAAAGUGAAGGUGAAGAGGAGAGCAGCUCUUUAAAAAAUGACCCUCUGGAUGGAGUCUUGGAAAAUGGAGAAGAAAAAGAGAACACUGCUGCCCUGGGGAAUAAAAAGACUCAUCGAGUUCGCCAGAGGCUGAUGGAUAGUGAUGACAGUGACUCUGGCGACCACCUGCGUAUUGAAAACUUUGAACAAAGUGUGAAGUCUGGAUUAUCUGAGAUUGAGCCAGGAGGGGAGAAACCCCUAAAAUCGGCGAAAAAACACAGAAAAAAACCCCAUGAUCUCAGAGAAGAGAAAGCAAAAAAAUCUGUAGGAAAAUCAAGGAGGAGAAAGGAGAAAGAAAAAAGGGCUGAAUCCAUUAAACAGUUGAAAAAAGGAAAGAAGCCUAGAGCAGAGGUAGAUGGUGGUGAGAGGUAUCCUUUCAAUGACAGUGGAUGUCUUCUGGAUGACAAAGAACUUUUUGAUAAUGGGUUAGAAGAGGAAGGGGAAAAUGAUUCCCUUGCAGAAGAUGAGGAGUCACUAGAAGCAAUACGAGCAGCAGUGAAAGACAAAAUUAAAAGAAAAAAGAACAAAGAGCUGUUUUCUGAGGGUGAAGGUUGCAAACGUGUAUUUGAUGACGAGAAUGAAGAACUCAGAUUAACACAACCGAAAAAGAAGGAACGGAAAGCAGCAAGAUUAAGUAAAGAAGCUAUUAAACAGCUACAUAGUGAGACCCAACGACUCAUUCGAGAGUCAUCUCUGUCUCUCCCAUAUCACAUGCCUGAAGCCAAAAGCGUUCAGGAACUCUUCAAGUGUAGACCUCGACCAACGUGUCAAGGAAAUGCCAUGUUAUUGCUGAAGUCCACAAAGUAUCAGGCCUCCCUAGAUGAAGAAACUGCAGGUACAAAGAACUUGAGCUUGGACUGCAAAGAUGGACAGGCAGGAGGUGAUCAACCAGCAGCUAGUGAAGCAAAAACAAGCCUGGGCAGGGAUGUUAACACCCCCACGGACAAACUUCCUGCUCAUAAAGGAGAGAAUUUGACAGAAGAUUGUGCUGAAAAACUUGGUCGAGAUGAUGAUACUCACACAGUUAGGACUGCAACAGCUGCUAAUAAUUCAGAAGAGCAAAGUGUCCUAAGCACCGCCUGUAGUGAACAAAAGGAGAACCAAGUUCCCCUGGCAGCUGGAGAAAAUGCCCUUGAGCAAAGGGUUGAAGUAGCACCAGAAGCAGCCUGUGGAGAACACAGUCAGCAAGUGGCACCUGGAUUGGUGGCAGAGCCUGAAAAAGUAAGGAAGUCCAAGCUGGAUAAACUUCGAGAGCUGGGGAUAGACCUGUCUAUCAAGCCAAGGAUCUGCACUGACAAUGAAUCCUUUAUAAACCUUGAUGAAUCUGAUUCCAAUAAAGAAUUGGAAGCCUUGAAAGCUCGUUUCUUGAAACACACUCUUCAAACAUCGAAACCUAAAGUUGAACGGACCAUAAACAUGAACAUUAUUCGUAAGGAGACUACAGCUGAAGGCAAAGAGGAACUAAAAGCAGAUGUGGUGCCAGCAGUAUUAGUUACAGAAAGCCGAGAUGAAACAGUCCACACCAAGCCAGGUGAAAAGCUACAAGUGUUGAAGGCUAAACUCCAAGAGGCCAUGAAACUCCGCAGGAUUGAGGAGCGCCAAAAGCGGCAAGCACUGUUUAAACUAGAUAAUGAAGACAUGUUGGAGGAAGAAGAGGAGGAGGAGGAAGAGAUGACAGAUGAGUCUGAGGAAGAGGAAGAAGGCAAUCACGAGACUGCAGAAUUUCUCCUUGGGGAGGCAGAGGAAGACAAUGAAGAUUUAGAAGAGAAACGCACUGAGGAUGGUGAUAAAGAAACGGAUAAAGAAUCAGUUGAUGGAGAAAAGGUGGAUAAAACUGUGCACUGUGAUUCUGUUCCCAAGCUACCUUCAACAGAGUCUACACUGAUGCUAUUUAAAGACAGCUCCUCCAAAAUGGGAUAUUCUCUUCCUGAUGAGAAACUUGAAAUAGAAGAAGCUGCAGACAAAGGACCUACCAAGUUGGAAGAUGAUGAUUCAUUUUCUCUGCCAACACCGGCAAAAGAUAAUAGCCAUAACAGCAGCUUUGAGCUGAUCGGCUCCAUGAUUCCGUCGUAUCAGCCCUGCAACAAACAGAUGUCCCGUGGAGGGAACAUCUUAUCUGCAGCAGGAGGUUUCAGGUCACCCUCCCCAGGUUUUUUCAAAACAAGCUUCCUCAGCUCUGCUUCCAAGAGCUCAGGAAAGAUGUCCGAGCCUUCUCUUCCCAUAGAAGAUUCCCAGGACCUGUAUAAUGCCUCUCCUGAGCCCAAGAGUUUAUUUCCAGGACCUGGAGAGUCACAGUUUCAUUUUUCUCUAGAAGAUGACACUCAGAGCCAGCUGCUUGAUGCAGAUGGGUUUUUGAAUGUUGGACAACAUAGGAAUAAAUAUCAGUCAACAAAACAUCAGCUGACUCUGGCUAGCAUGGAUGAGAAUGCAAUGGAUGCCAACAUGGAUGAAUUAUUGGAUUUGUGUUCUGGUCAGUUUAGCAGUCAAACUGAAGACGUGCCAGAUACAAACAGCAACAAAAAGCAGAACAUGGAAGAAUUGCUCAAUCUUUGUUCAGGAAAAUUUGUAUCUCGGACAGGUUCUCCAACAUGGGCAUCUUCAGCAUCUUCUAAGGCUGGAAAAGACAGUGACGUAGAAGAUCCAAUGACAGAAGCUCUGGCGCUUUGCUCGGGCUCCUUCCCAACAGACAGGGAAGAAGAAGAGGGAGAGCAAGAGGAACUGGGUGAAUUCCAGCUUGUAACGGAUGACAAUGCCUUUGAUAAUGCUGAAGAAGCAGAAAGGAGCGAGGAAGAUGCUGAAGAAGCCGAAAUGAGUGAUGAAGAAGAACAACUGUUGAGACGUAGACAGGGCUUGAAGAAAAAGCUAAAACUACAGGAUUUCAUGGAAGAUGAGGCAGAGCUGUCAGGGAGUGAUGUGGGAAGUGAGGAUGAAUAUGAUGGCGAAGACCUGAACGAAUAUGAAGAAGACAUUAUUGAUGAGGAACUCCCUACUGAUGCGGAAUUAGAAAAUCAAGUCCAGAAAUUACACAUGAAGGCUAUGCUUGAUGAUGACAAGCGUCAGCUGCGCUUGUACCAAGAGAGGUAUCUCCUUGAUGGGGACCUGCACAGCGAUGGCCCUGGCAGAAUGAGACGAUUCAGAUGGAAGAACAUAGAUGAUGCUUCACAGAUCGACUUGUUUCAGAGAGAUUCAGAUAAUGAUGAUGAAAAUGAAGAGCUUGAUGAGACAGAGGCAAAGUGGAGGAAAGAGCGAUUUGAGCGAGAACAGUGGCUUCGUGAGCAGAAGGAAAAAAAUAAAGAGGAGGAGGAGGAAGUUGGUGAAGAUAGCCAAUUUAUGAAACUAGCAAAAAAAGUAACUGCCAAGUCCCUACAGAAGAAAGCAAGCCCAAGCCCUCUAGUAGUAGUGCAAGAAACCAAAUUGUUGCCCAGGAGCCCAUUUGAAGCAUUCAGACCUGCCAGUGAUGUCCAGCUGAAAAAUGGGUCUCUCUUGAAUAGACCUAAAGCUAUGCUUCAGAAACUAGCAGCGAUGUCCGAACUUAAUCCAAAUGCUCCUCGAAAUUCAAGGAAUUUUGUCUUUCACACACUUUCUCCAGACAAGAGUGAAGAGGCAAAGGAGAAAUCAAAACUUCAGGUGAAGAAAAGAGGUUCUACUACAGUAAUAACAUCCCUGGCCAAGCGGUCCAGGUCUGACAGCACAGCACAAAUGAGUAAAAGUCGGAGCAUAUUCCAGUAUUUGGAGAGCUGAAUGGUUUUGUUUAGGGCCAGAAGUUUUAUCUUGUCUCUUUGCCAGCUGCAGUUUGGUUUGCAGAUCUCUACCACCGAUCGUCCAGGGGGGUAAAGCUAUUGCUACACAUUCUUCUGUUUCCACUUAGCAAGUUGAAGUAAUUUCCAGGCAAUGGUCGUGAUAACUCCCUUUAGUCUUUCUCAAUGUUCCAUGGCGAGCAGGGGACCACAAGAUCCAUGCUUGGAUUGGAAUGAAAUGCUAACUUGGUCUGAGCCCAAGCAUUAAGGAAAUUUACACUACUGUAUACCAUCCUCACAACCUCGAAUGCCACAAGAAUAUCCUUGUGUUACAGAAAAUGCCAUUCCUGGGAUAGGUAUGAUGCAGAGAUGCUGCAGUAAGUUUAAAGCACAGAUGAAGGAGAUAGACCUGCAGUUCUGAAUAAGAAAGAAGCCAUGCUAAAUACAGCAGGACACAUGUGUAUUCCCUUCAAUGUCCUGUUUCUUUUAAAUAAUUAAGCAUUUACUAGUUUGGUGUCUUGGGACGUUCCAGUGUACAUUUGAAAUACAUAGUUUAAGAAAAAAAAAAGUCUUUUAUGAGGCACAAUGAUAGGCUUCUUUCCAAGUUUUUAUUACUUUUUAUCUAGGCACAUGUAUGAACGUGUGGGGAGAGGGAAGAAUGUGAACAGCAGAUGUAGGAGAGGAAAAGGAGACGUGCAGGGUUUUUUUGUUUAUUUUGGUUUUGGAGGUAUUUUGAACAACUGAAGACCCUUAAAUUAUCUAUCCCCUUGUUUUCUUUUAAGCUGUGGUUCUCCAUGACAAAUCAUCCGUUUCUGCACAGCUAGAAAUGAAAGGCCUUCCCUAGAAUGAGGAAAUGAGAUAAUAAGGAACCAUUAUUCACAACUAUGCUAGAUUGUGUGAAAGAAACUUAGGAUGUAAUUAGAAUACACAGCAUCUCUGAUCAUAAACAAUGUAUAAAAGUAGAGACUUCAUUAUGGUAAUACAGUGGCCUGUUCUGUAGGACUAAAUAUCUCCUAAGACUUUAUUUCAAAUACUUAUGUUGCUGACACUGUCAGGGAAGAAUCUUGAAGUGUAAAUUUUGUAACAUCA
Molecule: messenger RNA, 5132 nt
Organism: Nothoprocta perdicaria
Lineage: Eukaryota; Metazoa; Chordata; Aves; Tinamiformes; Tinamidae
Gene: CLSPN
Product: claspin
Exons: 25
Coding region: 46-4047 (1333 amino acids)
Biological process (GO): mitotic G2 DNA damage checkpoint signaling; mitotic DNA replication checkpoint signaling; activation of protein kinase activity
Molecular function (GO): anaphase-promoting complex binding
Source: RefSeq, a predicted model, not a curated record